CGGUUCGGUCUUCGACGCGCGAGUCGCCAGAGCCGCGUUCUCAGUCGGAAUACUGGGCCCACCGCGGAAUCCCGAGCAGGGUUCUGAGAGAUUCGCCUUAAAGACCCUGAGGGGAGGCCAGAAUUGGUUGUUUUUCUGCUCCCUCUCAACAUGAAGGAGGAUCAUGUACAGGAAGAAUCAGGAUUCCAGGAUGAAGAGGAGUCUUUGUUUCAAGACAUUGACCUAUUACAGAAACAUGGAAUUAAUGUGGCAGACAUUAAGAAACUAAAAUCAGUAGGAAUCUGUACCAUCAAAGGGAUACAAAUGACAACAAGAAGAGCACUCUGCAACAUCAAAGGGCUCUCAGAAGCCAAAGUGGAUAAGAUUAAAGAGGCAGCCAACAAACUUAUUGAACCAGGAUUCUUAACUGCAUUUGAAUAUAGUGAAAAGAGGAAGAUGGUUUUCCAUAUCACCACUGGAAGUCAGGAAUUCGAUAAGUUGCUUGGAGGUGGAAUUGAAAGCAUGGCAAUAACAGAAGCCUUUGGAGAAUUUCGUACUGGAAAAACACAGCUGUCUCAUACCCUCUGUGUGACAGCUCAACUUCCAGGAGCAGGUGGCUACUCUGGAGGAAAGAUUAUCUUCAUUGAUACAGAAAAUACUUUCCGUCCAGAUCGCCUUCGGGACAUUGCUGACCGAUUCAAUGUAGACCACGAUGCAGUACUGGACAAUGUACUUUAUGCACGUGCAUACACUAGUGAACAUCAGAUGGAGCUACUUGAUUAUGUAGCAGCAAAGUUCCAUGAAGAAGCUGGCAUCUUCAAGCUAUUGAUCAUUGAUUCAAUAAUGGCACUUUUUCGAGUGGAUUUCAGUGGUCGUGGGGAGUUGGCUGAACGGCAGCAAAAAUUGGCCCAGAUGUUGUCACGUCUCCAAAAAAUCUCAGAAGAAUAUAACGUGGCUGUUUUCGUGACCAAUCAAAUGACUGCUGAUCCAGGAGCAACUAUGACCUUCCAGGCAGAUCCAAAAAAACCCAUCGGAGGCCACAUUCUGGCUCAUGCUUCAACAACAAGAAUAAGCUUGCGAAAGGGAAGAGGAGAACUGAGAAUUGCUAAGAUUUAUGACAGCCCUGAGAUGCCUGAAAAUGAAGCCACCUUCGCAAUAACUGCUGGAGGAAUUGGGGAUGCCAAGGAGUAGGUGGUGAAUUGAUGCAAAUUGCUUCUCGGUGCUUAUUAGGAGCUGAAGAAGGGGAGAAGCAAUCUUGAAUUUUAAAUCUUGAAAGAAGAGUUUGUUUUUUUCACAUGUUAUUAAUGGAAAGUCAGCAAAAGAGAUUUAAAUCUUAUAUUUAUCUUAAAAGUUCCUGAUAUAUAACUAGACAUUGAAUGUCAAUUCAAAAAUAUAUAUGCAUAUUCUUGAAUUACUUACAAUAGAUACAUACACAUUUGCCUGUCAGAAACUAUUUGGGGAGGGGUAUUUGAUUCCUUCCCUUUUGCUUCUCAAAGUAAGCCGUUAAGUAAACAGAAAGUCCAGAAGCUUACAAAGGU
Messenger RNA from Dipodomys spectabilis (banner-tailed kangaroo rat), 1517 nucleotides. It is a transcript of the gene Dmc1, whose product is annotated as DNA meiotic recombinase 1. The record is from RefSeq and is a predicted model, not a curated record. Gene Ontology annotation, molecular function: ATP-dependent DNA damage sensor activity; double-stranded DNA binding; single-stranded DNA binding. The coding region runs from base 151 to 1170 and encodes 339 amino acids. The transcript is spliced from 14 exons. Lineage: Eukaryota; Metazoa; Chordata; Mammalia; Rodentia; Heteromyidae. Gene Ontology annotation, biological process: DNA strand invasion; DNA recombinase assembly; reciprocal meiotic recombination. Gene Ontology annotation, cellular component: condensed nuclear chromosome; nucleus.